AUGACAUUUUUAUUUGCGUUAACGACGUUAAUAAACAGCAUUGUUGGCAACUGCCCUACUAACGUCCCUAUAGGACCACCAUGUUCAUACGUCGAUCAAUCAACAUAUUGCGACAUCCGUUGCGCCGGUAACCAGCCUUUCGAUAUAAAGGCCACACUAUCCAACCUAAACCGCAGACUGGGUGCCGAUAAAAGGGUAUUUCGACAACUUGACCUAUCCCAACUUGACAGCUUAACAGAGCUGCCGGCCAACGCGUUGGGUGGCCUACAGUUCGAGUACAUCCAACUCUAUUAUACGCGAAGUUUGACGCGUAUACACGUAAAUGCAUUCAACGGCUCAGUGGCAACGAUAAACCGCGUGGAUAUACACCACGUGCCGGUCACCGAACACGUGGCCGGCGACUGGAACCUGUUUGGCGCCAUAUCCACGUUGAAGGGGUUGAAAACGCUCAACUUUUUGAACACCGGCGUAAACAAUCUGCCCUCAAUGGGUUUGAAUGGUCUAAAGAAUUUGUACGAGGUCUAUUUUUUUACCAAUCCCAUUAAGUCAAUUAUGCACAACGCGUUUAACAAUUUGCCCAGUAUGCUAUAUUUGCAAUUUAAGGACAGUAGUCCAAUUGAUAAUGUGGCCGACCGCGCAUUUACUGUUGGCCCCAAAUCUAUACAAUAUCAAUUUAAUAUUGAUUUUCAAACUCAACCGCACACAACGUUCAGUAACCAGGCGUUUGAGUCGAUUGGUUGCCCGACGACUAUAACGUUGGGAACGCAGUCAACGAAAUAUUUGGAUCGCAAUGUAUUUGAAAAGUUUUUGACAGAAAAUGCAAUGAAUAGAGUAAACGAUGAGAGCAUUGAUUGCGCCGAUAGUCGUAACCAAUGGAUUAAAGCGAAAUAUCCGUUGGUUUGGAGAGGGAUUGUCUUCGUGUGA
Molecule: messenger RNA, 924 nt
Organism: Medioppia subpectinata
Lineage: Eukaryota; Metazoa; Arthropoda; Arachnida; Sarcoptiformes; Oppiidae
Source: the annotation of a GenBank genome assembly